AAGCAGGCAGUAAACGGGCAGAGUCACCUUCGUGGUAUCAGCGAAAGAUGGCAGCGUCCUUGCGGUUGGGGCACUGUAGAGGGCUAUGUAAGGUUUUACUGGCAAACUGCAGGAGUACGUCUUGUAAAGCAAUAAAAACAUCUCUGUUGGGGUGCUAUGGAGACCAUUAUAGAUCUAUCCAGACCACAGGGGGAUUGUUUGGAGGAAACUGGAGCUCCCAGCGAAAACCGAUUGAACACAAGGAGGACUUACAGACUCCGAAUGGAAGGCACCCCAAUCAAGAAACAAAGAAAAGUGUGCCAUCAGUUAAAAUUGUAUUGCAUGCACAAUUGCCCACUAUGCAGAAAGGAAAUAUCGUGAAAUGGCUAAAGAAAGAAGGUGAUUCAGUGUCUGCUGGUGAUGUACUUUGUGAAGUUGAAACAGAUGGAGGAAUGAUAACCAUGUUGGAAGCCCAUGAAGAUGGCACCUUAGCAAAGAUUUUGGUCCAAGAUGGCAGUAAAAAUGUGCCACUGGGAGCUCUGCUUGCGUUGCUUGUUGAAGAAGGACAGGACUGGACACAGGUAGAGGUUCCUGCUGAUUCAGGUUCUGUGCCCCCUGCUCAGGAUAAACCCGCAGGCGUUCCAGAGACAUCACCAGUGGGUCCCAGUGCAUCAGCUCCCCAAACUGUCAAACACUAUCCUGAGAUAACACAGUCUCGUCUAAGUCCUGCUGCUCGUCACAUAUUGGCAUCUCAUGGACUCGACCCGACUCAGGUUGUUCCCUCGGGACCUAGAGGACUAAUCACUAAAGAAGAUGCCCUCCGAAUGAUAAAGCAGCAGGAGACUGGCACAGCUGUAGCUCCAACAGAUGUGAAAGAAGCUCCUGCACCUCCAACCCCACCUCAGCCUACUGCAGCACCUUCAAUCCCUCAAGAAGUCCCUGCUCCUGCACCAUUUGCUCAUCCAAGGCCUGCUACACCACUUAUGUCCACUCCAGGAAAGCCGUUUGCACCGGGAACAUUCACUGAUACACCUGCUAGCACCAUUCGAAGAGUAAUUGCAUCAAGACUAACAGAGUCUAAAACUACGGUACCCCAUUCAUACACAUCCAUUAGCUGUAACAUUGAUAAGGUUCUUCAGAUGAGAAAGGACCUGGCUAAAGAUAACAUAAAGGUUUCAGUCAAUGAUUUCAUUGUUAAGGCAGUUGCUGUGACACUCAAACAAGUUCCAGAUGUAAAUGUGGUUUGGAGUGGAGAAGGCGCCAAGCAUUUGAACUCCAUUGACAUUUCCAUUGCUGUAGCCACAGACCGUGGCCUUAUUACACCAAUCAUAAGAGAUGCUGCCGCUAAGGGAAUUCAGGACAUUUCUGCAUCUGCAAAGGAGCUGGCAAAAAAAUCAAGAGAUGGAAAGCUGUUACCUCAAGAAUACCAAGGAGGCUCCUUUACUGUUUCCAAUUUAGGAAUGUACGGAAUUUCUGAGUUUACUGCUAUCAUCAAUCCCCCUCAGGCUUGCAUACUGGCUGUUGGUGGUUCCCGACCGGAGCUUUCUGUGUCUGUAAAUGAAGAUGGAACCCAAAAAAUCCAACAAAAACAAUCUAUGACAGUCACAUUAUCAAGUGAUGGACGCAUUGUUGAUGAUGCACUUGCUUCAAGGUUUCUGGAAAACUUCAAAUUAAAUAUUGAAAACCCCAACCGUCUUAUUAUGUUUUGAAUUCUGUUACAAGUGUUUUCACGGAAUCUCUGCAUCUGGCUUGUGGAAAAAACAUAAAUGAGACUAGAAAAGUAACACAACUGGAAUGUUAAUUUUAAAGAGGCACUGGAAAUAUUUCUGCUUUUCAUGUUAACUGCUUUUGAUCAAGGUUGUUUUUCUCCUUAUUAUAAAUAUAAUUUCUGUAGAGCCACACAAACAUUUUAGCACAUUUCAUUUAAAGAGCCAAUAACUUUAAUAGCAACCAUUUACAUUGAAGUAUACAAUAUUUCUAUGCAGUUGUUACUGUUUUUUGUUUUGCUAGAAAAAAACUUUUCUGCCUGUCCAAGUAAGAUACACAAGAUGAGUUGGACAAGGAUAUCUCUGGAAGCCAAAAUGGGUUACACAUUCUGAGAUAAAUUGUUUCUAGCUGACAGCGACUUCUAGAUCUAGACAAUAGUUACUAAGAGGCUUGUGUAGCAAAAUGUCAGAAAGUUGCUGUAGCUAAUGGAAGAAAAAAAGCUACUAGACAAUUUAUUUUUGUACUAGGUUUAGUGUUCUACACCAGCCUAUCACCAUUAGCAAACCCUUUUUUACAUUUCCUUUGUGUUUCUCACUACUGAAUGGGUAAUUCAUUGCUUGGUAAUGUUGACUGUAUCAGCACAGUCAUAGUUCACAGAUGUUUCAUCAGCAGUAGAACAGUCAGCAAAAGUGUCUAAGCUGACCAUUAUCUGUUAUCAUUUGCAUUAAGUAAUUGUUGUCUUGAAAAACAAGCAACAGUCCUGUGUGACUUAUAUUGGACCAGACCACAGAACGAAGCUUAGCAUGUCUGCUUCUGGGUAAACCACUGCAUGUUCCAACAUUAUGAUAAUAAUGUUUUGUGUCACACAAAUAAUCUUUGAUUUUCUGGCACCCCUUCUUCGCAUACUGUUAUGAAAAUAAGAUGUUUUAAUUUGUAAAUAUUUUAUUUUAUGUUUUUUUGCUUCAUUUUCAUAACCUGACGGGCAGUAGAGGAUUUCAGCCAUCUAUAAUUUGCCUCCACUUUUUUCCUUCCUUGAUGAAUAAGACAAGCUGUUGAAAAAACUGACAACAUUUACAAAAUAAUGCACUGCUUACUAAAUGGAUACGCAAACACCAAUCCUAGAAGUUGUUUGUGUCUAAAAAUCAUAUUUCUGAGGCAGUUCUGAGCAUUUAAAGAGAAUACCCAAAAGGUUUUCUGUAAAACCAACCACGUAAAGUCAAGAGCAUGUACAAGGGGAGUUUAUGGUCCAGAAUCGGGCAGAAUAGGUAGCUUUUUCUGUGGGUAGCCUCAUAAGUGUGGAAAGGGGGCCACAAUUGGGUAGUUUAAAGUAAAAGCAGGUCUGUUGCAUACUUGUGGUGUAAAGGCCAUCAGCUCAAUACAUUGCAGUCCAUCCUUGGAAGAAUUACCACAUCAUGUUUCACAGUUUGUGAAGGUGGAAAAAAAUUUCCUUCCACAAGGUUAUUUGUUUACUGUCCUACUUUAUCCAUACCCAUGUGUUGUGGACUAAACUGGGUCUAUAUAUUGAAGUUUCUUGUCAAGUAAGAUUCUUCGAAGUUGUAGAUUUGCUAAUGGGUGAUUUGGUAGAGGUAAACUCAUUUGCCUCUUUAUGAGCCAGAUAUAUUCAAGACAAGACUUUUGAAAGUAUCUUCAGCUGAAGCAUGCUAUUAGCUCUUUUCAGGAAUCAUCCUGUAGGCGAACAGGAUAUAAAAGUUGGUUGAAUUUAAAUUCUCAGUCUGGUACCAGAUAGGUAUCAUGACAUGUAUGAAAGAGUUAAGGCAGUCAGAUUUAUAAAGUAUUAAUGUUCUCUUCUUUUAUUACCCCCUUACUUUAUUCCCUAUUGUUUGCUCACCAGAGCACUGAGGAGUUACAUAACAUUCCAUAAAGACAGAUACAAACAUUUUAGCUAAUUUCUCUUAUACAACCAAUCCAUAUUAAUUUGGGAAAUUUCAUAACCCCAAAAAAGUUACACAUUUCUUUAUUCACCAUAGCCUCAUGUUCAGGCAGUGUACCAAAAACAUAUCUUUGUAACUCAUGCUCAUCACAAAACUACUACUUUGUUCCCAAAUCCCUCUCAGGAAAAAAAAAAACAAAAUUUAAAGUUCUUUCUUGUGGCAUAGCAAAUUAUUAGUGAGGAUAGUGGAUGAUAAUCUUAAAUUCGAUCUGCAAAUACAAAGUUGCACAAGAAAAAUUCAU
Messenger RNA from Protopterus annectens (West African lungfish), 3879 nucleotides. It is a transcript of the gene PDHX, whose product is annotated as pyruvate dehydrogenase complex component X. Gene Ontology annotation, biological process: pyruvate decarboxylation to acetyl-CoA. Bases 48 to 1688 code for a protein of 546 amino acids. Lineage: Eukaryota; Metazoa; Chordata; Ceratodontiformes; Protopteridae. The record is from RefSeq and is a predicted model, not a curated record. Gene Ontology annotation, molecular function: acyltransferase activity. Gene Ontology annotation, cellular component: mitochondrion; pyruvate dehydrogenase complex. The transcript has 12 exons.